GUACCCGCCUCUCUCUCUCUCUCGCGCCUCAGGUCGUCGUUCGGUAGCUGUGAGGACUCAAGCCCAGAGGCGGAGAUGGUGGCAAAGCAGCGGAUUCGCAUGGCCAACGAGAAGCACAGUAAAAACAUCACCCAGCGGGGCAAUGUGGCCCGGAGCACCAGACCCCUUCAAGAGGAGAGGGCUCCAGUAGCCCCCUGGUUGCUGGCAUUGUUUGUAUUUGUGGUCUGUGGAUCAGCCAUUUUCCAGAUUAUUCAGAGCAUCAGGAUGGGAGCAUGAAGGACAGUCAGGCCAGCAGUAAUGGUUUUCUCCUUCAGCCACGGUUAUUUUGUUUCUUGGACUCCUGACCAACUCCUGACUACCCCCUCUCGGACUGCACUGUGAUAACUUUCUCGUCUUACCAAGUUGCCGACACCGAAAAGCCUGCAUCCUUAAUCAGUAUUUUGCAGCAAUAAUCAAGGCGGGUGCACCUCGUAGACGGCUUUAUAUAUCGAAGUAUGGAAUAUAUAAUAUAAAUUACAGAGAAUCAAAGCAUCAUGAAUUCCUCUGACUGCCUCACUGGCAAAACUGAACAGUGUUCCAGGUCUGCAACAGCACACAUUCCAGCUUGUUCAAGGUCUGGUUCCACAGACCAGCUGCCCGUUUAUGUAACUGCAUGGCCUCCCUCACUAGCAUUACCCCACAUACCCGCCCAAAGGACCCUGAAAUCGCAGCUAGUGUUUUGAACUUUGUCUUUUCCUUCGGUCUCAGCAGUCCUGCAUUGCCCUUGGACUCUGGCCCUGGAUUGCAACCCCUUCUCCAACCUGUUCGCUCCUCUGAUCUUGUAGUUAAUCAAUCUGUUUUAUACUUCUUUUUAAAAAGUCCAUUUAAUGAGAUACACGGGACCAACAUUGAAGCAAUGAGACCUGUCUUUUUAUAUCAAACCUUCCAGUUAUGAUCAGGUGGUUUACACUGUCAUAACACUUGAUCUUUCCUUGUGGAUCUCGAAGAAACAAGCCACUGUCUGCAUGUAAACAGAUGGGGACUCGUAUAGAUCAGAGGCUAGCACAGAUACCAUGGCCCAUCAAGCCAGCCACUCGCUGUGCUUCCUCUUUCCUGGGGCAAUCCUCGGCCCUUUCCAGAGGAUAGUGUGCACUAAUUCUUUAUAAAUUCACCAUUUUACUGUCCAGCUAAGCAGCUUUCAGAUGCCCCGGCAGUGGGGAGCUAUGUAAAUGUAGGUUAAUUUUGUAUUUUGUCCCCUUACCCAGCCCCGUUUUUUCCACUGCUUUGAUCCUGAAUCCGAUGCGCGGUAUCUGAUUGGAUACAAAUCUCCAAGUGCAUUGAACACAUUCCAGUGAGCUUAGUGGUAGGCUCCAAUCUCAUCUUCCAGUUGGAAUGAGCCUCAUUCCAGCCACUUGGUGUGCCACAAGACCAUGUUACUCCAAUAGGCUGACAGGACAUAAUACACACUCGCUGAUGUGGAAGGAACACUUUGUGUUCUUGUUGAGAGUGGUGUAAAGGGAGCUUUACUCUGUAUCUAACCCUGUGCUGUCCCUGUCCUGGGAGUGUUUGAUGGGGACAGUGUAGAGGGAGUGUUACUCUGUGU
Messenger RNA from Chiloscyllium plagiosum (whitespotted bambooshark), 1582 nucleotides. RefSeq names its product stress-associated endoplasmic reticulum protein 2. Gene Ontology annotation, cellular component: endoplasmic reticulum. The record is from RefSeq and is a predicted model, not a curated record. Gene Ontology annotation, biological process: endoplasmic reticulum unfolded protein response. NCBI's taxonomy places the organism in Eukaryota, Metazoa, Chordata, Chondrichthyes, Orectolobiformes, Hemiscylliidae.